AUGUUGGGUGUUGGUCGUCCUACUCAAUCUAUUCAGAUUAAUAGUAUUAUUGACCUUGUUAAAAACAAAGAUGUCAUUGAGUCUGUUGAAGUAGAAGAUAUUUAUAGUUCGCAAACACCUACACCAGCGUUAGGUGAUGACGUCAUUGCAAGCAUUAAACCAGAUGCUGUUAAGACAUACUAUACUACUUACACGUUCUUUACGACAAUAUUUGUGGGUAGUGACGCAAACGUCUGCAGUAGAAGCGAAGUUUAUACCAACUAUGUCGGCCCUGAUGCUUUAAUACCUACGAAGAGUAAUCCAUUAGCAGUCGAAAGCACAAGAGCCCAGUUCGAUUUCAGAAAUUGUAAACAAAUCAAAAUGGAGCCAACAACAGAUACAGAACAUACAUCCAUGGAAACUAGCGUAAGUGUUGAGGACCCCCCUAAAGACGAUCUGUCAUUCAAGAAAGAAGUUCAACCUAGUCCUAUCGAAGUUGACAUGUUGUUCAGUGUUGAAUCAAACCCAUUGGAAUCUGAGAAUUCAUAUAUAAAUGUUAAAUCAUCAUCAUCAAAAGGUGAGAGGCAAUAUUUAGACAAUAAUAAUGUUUUAGAUGACCAAAUAAGCUCAGAAAGCAAUAUAGAUGAAAUCCUACCAUCCCCAACCCUUCUUCUACAAACAAGUUACACAACAUUUACCUAUUUUACUACUAUGUACAUUGGUAAAGAUUCGAGCAAAGUUAAGAGUCAUUUGGAAACUAUAACAAAUGUUGUGACAGAAACUAUUAUGCCAAAUAAGGAACCUGAAGACGAAAGCAAUUUACCAAUCACUUAUUACACUACCUUUACUUAUUGGACGACACUUUACAAGGAUAAAUCUACUACAAUCACUAGUCGGGAGGAGAUUGUUUCCAACGUUGUUACACCGUCAGUGCUGGCCGUUCCCACCGUAAGUCCAAUUGAUACUACACCUAUAGAGGUCGAUAGUGUUUUACCUCCAAAGGAAUUGGAAGUGGAAUUAAAACCGUCUCUGAUUGUUGAUGAUAGUUCAGAACCAGAUGACGGUAAAGCGACAUUCUAUACAACCUAUACAUACUUUACUACAUUCUAUGCCGGAAAUACGUCUCAGAUCAGAAGUAGCUUAGAAACAGUGACAAAUAUUGUCGAUAAUACUAAAGUUGUUGAGGAUAAUCAAAUAGCGCGCAAAGUGCCUUCAGGAUCUCCAGAGAAAAAUCUUAUUCAGGAUAAUGGAGACAAAUUGUAUAUUACUCCAACAGUAGUGAAGGAAGAAAUUCAGCAGACCAAGCUUCCUGAUAUCAGUUCUGCCUCACCCACUGUUCUGUUAGGCACUUAUAUAGAUAACUUGUAUGCUGAAGUUAAGCCAGCGACUCCGAUGCCAGACGAAGAAAAGAAAAUUCUGUUCUCUCAAGUAGCUGUGAUUUCGGGUGAUUCUACGGUAGUAACAAGUGACAAUAAGACUUUGCCCACUGAUUCGAGUACGUCUAAUCCUACCACGACCACGUCUUCUACUGAAAAUGCCAUUAUAAGCUCUUCACCAGAAAUAAUAGAAGGUACAGUAACAGAACCUGAAACUACAACGGAAGUGAGGUACGAGGAAGAAGAAGAUGGUACAAAUACUAGAAAGAAAUCACGUCUUACAUUCAAACCUAAAAAGCCAUCUGUUACACCCGUUAUAACUCCAUUCUCAUCUAGAAAUAGGCCUACAUUUAUUCCGAAACGAGUACCAUUAUCAAACAGUGCUACAACUAUAACAAGAUUAGAUGUUACUCCUACAAUUACUGCAACACCAACAUUGAAAUCCGUCAGACAAUCAGGAUUCGGUGGUAGUAGAAAACAAUCUGUCUCGCCAGGAUCAUCUAGUGCGGGUAAACGAUUCUCUGGACGUAGUGGGGUAAGCAGUCUGUCCGGAAAUGUUCCAUCUGCUUCAAGGCCUGGUGCCUUUGGACGAGGUUCCAUACAACCCACAUCACGAAGAGGUGGCUUCAGAUCUAGUACGCUCAGAAGUAAUAGUUUAGAUUAUGUCAGCAGAUCUGGUGGUGGAAGGGUAAUAAGGCCUACAGCGACACUCAGGCUGCCUAAUAGCAGAGGUGGUCGGCAAUCAGCUUCUAUCACUUUCCCACCUGAUCAAAAUGAUGAAACCUUGGCGACGCAGCUAGAUGAGAAUGUCACUGAAUCUUAUGAAGAAAUUACUGAAGCUCCUGUAAGAACGACAAACAAUCCUCUAUUGAGGUUUAGAAGACCUCCUGUCCCAAGGCAACCGGGAACAGCAAUUACGCCACGAUCAACUACACAAGCAGCCAGACGAGGAGGUUUAGCAUCAAGAGGGCGCUUAACAACUACUACCAGGAGGUCAACAACUCGAAGCACACCCAACCCGCUACUGGCAUUGAGAAGACAGAGACCAAAUUCUCUGUUCCCCAGAAGGAACCUAUUUAAGCAACCUGAGCCCGAACCUGAAGAAGAAUUCAAGGAAGAAGAGCAAAAGUUAGAAGACGAUGAGGAACUUUUAGAAGAAGAGGAAUUCGAAGAAGACAAUGAUUAUGAUUCGUCAGACAGGAAAGAAAGACAUGUUGCCACACCGCCUCCUACAACAUCUAGAAGGACAAAUAUAGUGUCAAUAAGGCCUUUUGCUUUCAAACGCAGAUCAAAGCGUCAAGCAGAUUUUGGUAACCGUAAAUAUAAUAACUUUAGACGACCUGGUAAAGCUGGAAAAGCAGGCACUACUCGUCGACCUGAUCCCGAACCGGAGUCCGAAGCACCGCCAGCGACUCAAAAACCUAGGUCCGGAGGUCGUUUUAAUGGAAAAUCGAGAGCCAAUAGCAAUACUCGAACAACAACUGCAUCAGCACCUAAGACUCAGUCGAGACAGCCAUUCAUAAUUCGUGGCGAAAGUAGAACGACAUCUACCACAUCUGCCCCAGCGUACAGAAGAGGCAAAACUAGAACAUCAAGUAGAACUACAACAACUGCUUCUAGGCCUAAAGCUCCAAGACUCCAAGGAAAAUCAUCGUCAACUAGAUCCAGCCCUACUAGAGCAACUACUAGAUCACGAACACGUACCACUACAAGUAAGGCGUCAAGCAGACAGAGAAGUUCGUUCGAGAAUUUCAGCGGAGAGCGUAAAAACAACUAUGCUAACAUUUUGAACGACGGAAAAAUUACUAUCACUCACCAGAUACCUACAGAGGUGACAAUCCCUGUCGUAAAUGGUAAGAUAACUGAGUACAAAAACGUAAUAUCAGCAACACAAAGCAUAGAGACGUUGUUAUUGAAUCAGGUUUCAACGUCACUCGGAUCACUAGGUCAACCGCAAUUGGUACUUGCUGCUGAAUCUACUGAAAUAGAUCCCGGUUCGGGAGCCACUAAGGUUAUCAAGUACCUACUUAAUGAAACUCCUACCACAACAGUCAUUUUCACUCCCACCACCAUUAGAGGACGUAAGACCUCUUACUCUCACGUAUUACCUAGCACAGUUUACAACGUAGAGCCAGUAACCCAAACAAUUGCUCCCGAAAUCAAUUCAAACGUACCUUUGGCGAAUUUGUUACUCUCCCAGCUGUUACUUGGUAACCAACAGCCUGCGAUAAACCCUCUCCUAGCCUUCCAAGGACAAGGUCUAUUACCGCAGCAACAAAUUGUACAAACACCAGUAACUGAAUACAAAACGAGAGCUACAACUUACGUCACAACGGUGACUGAUGCUCGGGAGACUGUUCUGCCAAUUACUUUUAGAGGCAAAGCUAUUUUGACUACUAUUGUAGAUCCAACCACAAACGUGAUCACGGCCACUGAGUUUGUAACUGAAACGGUCAUCACAACGCCAACGGCUUAUGGCCCUGGUCCGCAACUUAACUCGUUACUUCUCCCUCUCCUUUUGCAGCAACAGCAACAACAACCAAUGCUAAAUCUGCAAACAGCCAAUCCUCUCUUAGGUUUAGGUCAGCCGGACUUGAACCUUAAUAAUUUGAACAAUCUGAAUCAAGUACAAAACAAUUUGAAUAACGAUAUAUUCAGUAAUAGUCCUAAGCCUAAUGUUCUCUCAGAUUUCAACAGUAAUGAGGACUUUUCCGAUGACCAUAUAGAUGAUAAUGAGGAUGAUUCCCUUCCGCCCCCACCUACAAGUCGGAGGAGUAAACAGCGUGGUUAUAAAGCCGCUGCUCCACCUCCCGCCCCUCCUAAGCUAACUAGCGUAGUAACAUUGUACGUAUCAGGCAAACAUCCUGGUGAAUUCAGUACAGUUUUAUCUACAGUGAUAUCAGAUGACACACAGACAGUUAGGAAACGUGAAGCUAUUUACUACGAGGACGUUAAAGUGUCUCCGACGAUACUGCCUUCGGUCGACGAGUUAUACAGCUCGCAGAUCGAUAACAGUCUGAGUGCGAUCGCAUUAAAUUCAGAAAGGUACUUAGAUAACUCCUCAGUGGAGAAUCAGUUAGAAACACAAAGCCUGGAAAGCGUUGUGGGGGAACUGAGCAGGCAUAUAAGGUAUGACUCAUCACCAACGUACGUCGUCGAUUUAGGAAGCCCUUCAGCGAUCAGGCAUAUAAAACAGAGUUCAGUUGACGACAUUUCUUGAAACGACGAUAAUGGUUAGAUGUGUAUAAUAAAGGGUUAGUUAUUUAUUUACAUUGUAUCAUAGUAAGUUAACUAUGAGUAGUGCCUUAUAGUUUUAAUGAAUUAGUUUGUAAGAAAGAAAUACUCUUUUGUACUUUGAUAGUCUCUUUUUGUAAGUUCACCAAAAAAUUUUCCUAUGUUACCAUAUUGGAGGGGACGCGUCGGAAAUCUUUGUAAUUGUACUCACUGCCUAAGAAUAAGUUUUAAUCGAACUUAGAUUAUGGAUUGUAAUCAUAAUUGUCUGUAAUAUUCAUACUUCCAUUGCUUACAAUUGUACAUUGCAAAUACGACUUAAAUGUUAAAAUAAUAAAACAUUUUAAAAAUA
Manduca sexta (tobacco hornworm) is the source of this 4938-nucleotide messenger RNA. Its product is annotated as mucin-5AC. The transcript has a single exon. The coding region runs from base 1 to 4575 and encodes 1524 amino acids. The record is from RefSeq and is a predicted model, not a curated record. Lineage: Eukaryota; Metazoa; Arthropoda; Insecta; Lepidoptera; Sphingidae.